Molecule: messenger RNA, 6126 nt
Organism: Ruditapes philippinarum (Manila clam)
Lineage: Eukaryota; Metazoa; Mollusca; Bivalvia; Venerida; Veneridae
Product: eukaryotic translation initiation factor 2-alpha kinase 3-like
Exons: 18
Coding region: 221-3664 (1147 amino acids)
Biological process (GO): protein phosphorylation
Molecular function (GO): ATP binding; protein kinase activity; protein binding
Source: RefSeq, a predicted model, not a curated record
UUUCAAAAAUCUAAAAAUAGCAAAUUACUAAUUCUAUCAAGGGAGACAAAUGAAGUUACACGUCAUUCAGCAUGGACUUCCGGUGAAUUGUCCAAUCAAAACGUACGACAUUGAUCACCUUACAAAAGGUAAACACGAAACUACUGGAAGGAAAUUUACGCUAUUUCAUCAGCACAUUUGAUCAUUUUUGCUUUAAUGAAACUUUAGUUUUACAGUCUGUAUGGGGCAAAAGAGGUGCAAACGAUGGAAUUCUUGUUUAAUGUGGUUUGCGGCCUCACUCGGCGCUUUUUGCCUCACAGUUUCUCAUUCGCAAGCGACACCAAACUGGGACGGUGCGGAUGGGGCUCAAGAUAGCUUUGAUUCAAAGAAAUCCGAUCAAAUUCCUGUCAGUGACAUAAAUUCAGAUAGAAGGCUUAUUCUUGUGAGCACACUGGAUGGUAAAUUAUCUGCCCUCGAUGAUAAGGACGAGGGGAAGUUGUUAUGGAGUGUUGCUGCAGACUCUAGGCCUCUUCUUUCAUCCAGUAUCAGUAAAAUGGAGAUAAUGCACGAUGGUGUACCGACACGUUAUAUACCUUCCCUUGAUGGUGGUCUGUACAGAUAUGACGGGGACAGUAUUGAAGCCGUGCCAUUAUCUGCUGACACAUUGUUGAGUUCCACGUUCAAGCUGGCAGACAACACAAUGAUGAUUGGUGGAAAAGAUAUCGUUACAUACGGCCUUGACCCUCAUACCGGACAGGUGAGAUAUGCAUGUGGAGUAAAGGGAUGUCGGACAUUUGGUGAAGAAGUUGUGAAUGAGGAGGACCUUUUAAUUGUAAAUCGUCAAACACAAACUGUACGAGCUGUGGAUUCUAGGUCAGGAUCUGAAAAGUGGAACUUUAGUGUUGGUGAACAUGAAUUGACCUUCAUUAAAGGUCAAAGACAGAUCAUCUCUAAUAACCAUGGUAACACAGAUGAUGAGGUUGACAUUGUGACAUGUGACCCUGAAGAUGAGGAACAGGAUCCUAUAGAUGAUAUGGAGAUGUUUUCUAACUCGGUGAAGAUUGUCGUACCAGAGGGAAUGAUUGUUGGUGUAAGUCCAGACAAUAUGCAGGCUGUAACCUGGCAGUAUAAGUUUAAGAGUCCGGUAUCAAAUGUAUGGUUGCUGUUUAAAGGUGAGUUACAGCGUAUAGAUAUGUUUGGAAACAACAAUAUACCGGCAUUGUCCAGCUUUGAACCUGGGGAGAGACCUAUACAUCCACCAUUGCUCUAUGUGGGCAUGCACGAGAAACAGCUAUAUGUACAACCCUCAGCACAGAUGCAGGAACGUAUGUCCGAGGCAACAAAGAAACUUCCCCAUGAUGAUUUUCCGGAAACAUGCCAGAAAGACAGUAAACAUUUACCAAGGGUGGCCUGGAAACCAUAUCUGAAUACUGCACAGUGGCGAACACCUGCAAUAAACCAUGAGCGUCCGCAGAUUACAUCAGAGCCUGGUUAUACAAACAUGGAUAGAUGUCAGGAGGGAGAUAAUGCCCUAGUUAUCUGGCAUGAAAACUAUCCCUUUGAUAAUGGAUUCUACUUGUACCCUGAAUUUACUCUACCGGUUCCCAGCAGUGAAGAUGAUUCAGCCGAGAACAUGUCCGAGAGGUACCAGCCGUACGAACCAUCAAUGUAUGAUGGUGUAAUUGCUGUACCUGUAACACUCUGGAAUUGGUGGAAAGAAGUGAUAGCAAUCAGUAUAUUAACAUCAGUUAUUGUACAUGUAAUUCUAACGAGAGUACAUAAAGCACGUGAAGUGUUGGCUCAAAGCUUUAGUUCUGGUCAGUUAAAUUCUCAAGAUUCCUCCAAUGCUAAGGAUGUUGAUGAUGGAAGUACCAGCAACCCACCAAGCAGGCAGAAUUCUGAAGAAUACAUAUCAAGAUAUGCAUCUGAUUUUGAUCAUAUAGAAGUUCUAGGUAAAGGUGGAUUUGGUGUUGUAUUUGAAGCCACAAAUAAAGUAGAUGAAUGUCAUUAUGCUAUCAAGAGGAUUUCUCUACCUAACAGUGAAAAUGCAAAGGAGAAAGUUAAAAGGGAAGUUAAAGCUCUAGCCAAACUUGAUCAUGUUGGUAUAGUUAGAUAUUAUCAUGCCUGGAUAGAGUCACCUCCCCCUGGCUGGCAGGAAGAAAGAGACCAGCAAUUAGAGUACAGUGAAGGUGCUACUUCCCCUUCUGUCAUUACACAGUCACCAAGCUCUAUUCACAAAGGCUCACCUUCAAAAUCAGAAAUUGACCCUGCAAACAACAAUCUGCUCAAAGUAGAGACAAAUAUUGUACAAAAUAUGAAUCAGAGCCCAACACAUUUGCUUAAAAAUCCUUUUGGAAAUAAUAUUCUUGAAUUAAAUGAGUUGGAUAUAAAACGAGGAGGUAGUGAAGAGUUUUCAGUUCAUAAUGUUAGUGAGAGUCAGUGGGAUAUUGAUGAGGAUGGGAACCUGUCGUUCAGUACGCAGCCAUCGUUAUGGUUGAAGGAGGACGAUGAUGAGAGUGGUUCAUUUAGUUGUGGGAUGGGAACUCCUAACUCGGCAGGUGCACAUAUAGACGAGUCCGUUGAUAUAGAGUUUAGACACAGUGCUGAUGAAAAUUCCACUACCAAUAAUAAUUCCAAAACUAGCCAACACAUUCCAUUAUUUUCUAAUAUAUCAGAGUCCAUUGAUGAUAUACCUAUAGAAGACACAAAUAAUUCAUUUCAUAUUAUAUUUGAGGAUUCAGGGUGUGGUGAUAAAAGUUCUAAGAAUUCAGCAGAAGAUGUUUGUGUUGACAUAACAAACCAGUCUGAUUUCACAGAGAGUUCCCAUCUAAGUUGUAGUAACGGAAAAUGUAAACUUUCAUCAAGUGCUGGAAGCAAAUGCUUCUGUCCCAAAAAUAGUUCAAAAACACAUUCAAGGACAAACUCGCGCUCAAUGUCAAAAGACGUUGCAAAUUUCACUAUUGAAUCAGAAGUGAAACCUUCAGCUAAGCAUGAGACAAAAGAUGUUGAUAAGAAUGAGAAACAUCAUAAAGCAAAGUUGUCUUACUUGUAUAUACAAAUGCAGCUUUGUAAACGCGAGACGUUGAAAGAUUGGUUGGCAUCAAAUACGUUGAACAGAGAUAGGCACAUGGUACUGGACAUGUUUGAUCAGAUAGUUUGUGCUAUAGAAUAUGUUCAUGACUGUGGACUCAUGCACAGAGAUUUAAAGCCUUCCAAUAUAUUUUUCUCUAUUGACGGGGUCAUAAAGAUGGGAGAUUUUGGUCUGGUCACAGCCCUACCUGAGGAGCAGAAUGAAAUGUUAUAUGGGGGUAACCCAUAUAGGAAACAUACAGCUCAAGUGGGAACACAGCUCUAUAUGAGCCCUGAACAAACAAGUGGUAAGGUGUAUUCACACAAGGUAGAUAUCUACAGUCUGGGUGUGAUCCUUUUUGAAUUGCUCUACCCAUUUGCCACACAGAUGGAACGGGUCAGUACAUUGCUGAAAGUACGCCAACAAAACUUUCCUGAUAGAUUUUCUAGAGAGAUGCAAUAUGAGGCUAACUUUGUAAAAUGGUUACUGUCUCCGAAGCCUGAGGACCGACCAUCUGCAAACGAAAUAUUAUCAAGUGAUCUCCUGAAGGACUUUGAAAACCGUAGAAUGCCUCGCAGGUUCAGAACAAGAACUGUUUCACAGAAUAGUAGUUAAUGAGACUUGAUGUGACAUUCCAUGUAAAAGUGCGGCAAUAUUUGUCUAGUGUAUUACUAUGAAUAAAAACAAAAACUUUGUAGUGUGUAACUUUGAUGUAACAUCUUGUUGCAUAUAGAAAGAAACGUUAAAUAUGGCAAAAUAUGAAAUAAAACUGUUUCUUACAGUGUGUAACAUGCCAAAUCAUGUUUCUGCAAGUUAGUAAUCUACAGUGUGACACUGUUGGUAACAGUUUUUUUAACAUGUGUACUAAAUUAUUUAUGUAGCAUUAGCAAUAGUUCUGCAAGAUGAUAGCAAAAUAUUAGUUGGUGUUGCAGGCCAAAUCAUGUUGCAUUCAACAAGAAAUAUAUAUUGUGGCACAUUGUAUAAUAUAACAAAUCAUGAUCAGUAACAAAAUGAGAGGGCAAUAAUUUAAGUUUACAGUAACUUUAUAUCCCAUAUGAUUAUCACGUGACAUCUGGUCUUAGCUAAUCAACAUGUAAAUAUCAGCAGAAGUAUACGUUACAGACUAAUUUGUAAAUAUACACUGGAGAAUAUAUUGUGAUCAUACCAUUGCAAUUAGAGUAGUUAUAAUUAUAACAUAAUCUCAUACAUAGAAACAAAUAAGGAGCCUAUUAGAACACAGCGGCUGUGUCAUACAUUUGUUUGUCAAUAAAGCCAGGACAGGUUUGAUGAAUAUCUUAAAACGUGCUAAAAAUAUACAUCUUGUAUGUUUUUCAUUAGGAAUUUAUUUUUGUAGAAUCAGGACUUUUUUUCCACACAUUGAGAAAGUCAACUAAUUAAAGUUUGACACAUCAGAGUUCUACUGUACUUUAUCAUUGUACAUAUGAUAUUAUACUGAUGUCCAUUAAUCUUCAGUAAUUAAAAGUAAGCUAAGACAGGUGCCUGAUAAUUACUUGAGGAACAAAGUAAUUUUAUUUAAAUAUAGACCUCCCUGUGUGCGUAAAACUUAUGAUCUAUAACAAGUUAUCUGAUUGGUGGUUAAGGUUUUAUUAUAAUAAACCAAACAUCUUCCAUCUUUGACAAUCAUGAAUAAACAUGGCCUUUUAAAGGAAUUCAUAUCAACAUUUGUACAAGAAUAUGUUGUAAAUUUUAUUUUCAUUGGUCUUAUAAGUUACUAACUUGUAUGAUUCAAUUUAUUUAUUGAAUAAUUAUGUGUAGCCUUCCAUUUAGUACUUUACAAUUAAUUUUCACCAUGGCAUUUGUGUUGUUUAUGUAUGAAACAUGGUCAGUUGGGUGUCAGUUUAUUAGUGGAUAGUUAAAAUCCCUUGUUUAUUUAAACUGCUUUUACUAAUAUACGGUAACAUGACAUUUGAAUGUGAGAUGAAGAAAAUAAGAUAAUUUAUAUAUGGACCAUAGUUAAUGUAAUCUUAACGUGUUGAUCAUAUUUUAGUUUCAUUUUCCUUGCCAAAUGUAAUGAAUUAUAAUCUGUGCUUCCAGAACAGAAUGCAUUCUACGAGUUGGUAUGGCAGAUAGUUUUAUAAUAGUAAGCAUUGGUAUGGCAGAUUGUUUAACAAUGGUAAGAGUUGAUAUGGCAGAUAUUUUUACAAAAGUAAGCAUUGGUAUGGCAGAAAGUUUUACAAUAGUAAGUGUUGGUAUGGCAGAUAGUUUUACAAUAGUAAGCAUUGGUAUGGCAGAUAGUUUUACAAUAGUAAGAGUUGGUAUGGCAGAUAGUUUUACAAUAGUAAGCAUUGGUAUGGCAGAUAGUUUUACAAUAGUAAGAGUAGGUAUGGCAGAUAGUUUUAUAAUAGUAAGAGCUGGUAAUUGGCAGAUAGAGGGAUUUCAAUAUAACUUGGCACAAACGUUCUUUAUUGUGAGGUGGAGUGUCAUGUGCAAAAUUUAGGUCCCUGCAGCCAAGGUCAAGGUCACACAUAGGGGUCAAAGUUCAGGUAAAAAAUAAAAAUGUGUAUUGGGACCAUUUAGUUAUCAUUUAUUGAGGGAUUGAAACACAAAUGAUCCUUUUCAUGACUACUGGUGUGAAACAUGUAAUUAAUGUUACUAUAUGCAAGGUCAAGGUCACUAAAGAUGAUAAAAUAUAGAGAUUUUGUCCAGAGCAUAUCUCCUACACAUACAGAGAGACUGUUAUGAAACGUCAUACAAAUGUUCACCACUAUGAGAAGCUGUGUCUCGUGCAUGAACCAGGUCUCUAGGUCACAGGUCAAGGUCUCACUAAGAGGUCAUUGAAAAACGCUUGUCCGGAGCAAAAUAUCUACAUGCAUAGAGGGAUCUCAAUAUAACUUGGCACAAAUGUUCAGUAUUGUUAGGCGUAGUGUCGCACUAAAAAUUUAGGUCCCUGUGGCUAAGGUCAAGGUCUCACAUAAGGGUCAAAGUUGAGAUAAAAAAUCACUAGAGAUAAUUAUAUAUCCAGAUAUUGCCCAGAGCUUAUCUCCUAUAUGCAUAUCUAUAAUGCCCACAUCUCUGUCAAAAGCUUCUGUGAUGGGCGUAUAUUGCGACAAUGUUGC